Molecule: messenger RNA, 1065 nt
Organism: Dermatophagoides pteronyssinus (European house dust mite)
Lineage: Eukaryota; Metazoa; Arthropoda; Arachnida; Sarcoptiformes; Pyroglyphidae
Product: JNK1/MAPK8-associated membrane protein
Biological process (GO): ERAD pathway; response to unfolded protein
Cellular component (GO): membrane
Molecular function (GO): ubiquitin protein ligase binding
Source: RefSeq, a predicted model, not a curated record
UGAUCCAUUCAGGUGCAUUCAGAGUACGAAUAAAAAAAAAUCGAAUCUUUUAUUUUUAACAUUGAUUGUCUUUCGUUAUUUGGAUUAUGAAUUAUCAACAACAAUAAAAAAUGUCUACCAAUUGUCCUGGAAUUUAUUGUGGCCGUAUUUGGAUCAAUGAUUCUUGGAGCAAUUGUAUGGCAUGUCCUCGUGGAUUUCGUUCAAACAACGAUCACAUUUGUGAACAAUGUAACAAUGAUCUACAGCUUUAUGAUUGGAUUUACUUAUCUUUUAUGGUCGUAAUAUUCGUAUUGAUUCAGUUGUAUUUUGUUGACAAGAGUACCAGAUCGGAUAAGCUGAAUUUUGUUUCAAUGACAUUUUUCACUGUCAUUUUUGGUGAAACAAUAUUGGCAUCUAUUCUUUCGGUACUUUUGUCCAAUGAUUGGAAAUUAGAAUUGAAAACUUGUGGUGUCAAAUCGUUUUCCGAUUGGUAUACACUUUUCUAUAAUCCAUCAUUGAAUGAACAUUUUCAUUGCACCAAUGAAGCUGUAUAUCCACUAUAUUCAAUCGUAUUCCUAUUUUAUCUGAUCUCAUUGGGAUUUGUAUUGAUUCGUCAUUUUUAUCUUCGUAUAGUUAGUUGUAUUAUAUACUUAUUAACAUCAUCUAGCCAAAUCAAAAAUCUUUAUUCGAAAAAUUUCCUAACUAAAAACAUUUAUUAUGUUUUGUAUUCGAUCCCGGCAUUAAUGUUCACACAUGCCAUGUUUGCUGGUGUUAUUUAUUAUAUUUUUCCAUAUUUAUUAAUCAUCGGUUCGGUUAUAUCUAUUGCAAUUCAUUUUUCCUAUCACAUUGAUCAAAGCUAUCAGUAUCUAUUUCAUGCAAUGUUUCAUUUUCGAAAUUUAAUCAUUGUUUUGUGUCAUUGGUCAUUGCAUAUAUUCGGUAUUGUAUCGAUAACCGAAAUGAAGAGCAAUUAUGAUUAUCUAUUAUUGUUAUUGGUACCAUUUCCAACAUUAUUCUAUAUAUUUACAUCAAAAUUUAGUGAUCCAUCAAAAAUUUGAUUUUUGUUGUUUUCGUUUUAAAGAUUUUAUU